AUGAAAAGUGUUGAAAAUCGGGUUAGGAUAGUGUUGAAUAUUGUUGGACGGAAAAGUAUCCUAAAGCUGAGAGCGAGCAUUAGCCUGAGUCUGGGUGGUAGUUUAAACCCAGGGAAAAACAGUCAGCGUAAUGCAUUCAACAUACUAAAUUGUCAGUCGGAUAUAAGUGAAAAUGUAUCCUUCAAGGAUUUCAAUUUGGAUGAACGACUUCUGAAGGCGAUUGGAGAAUUGGGAUGGGAGAAGCCGACUCAAGUACAACAGAAUAUGAUCGAAUUAGCGUUGGAGGAUAAGAAUAUAUUGGCACGUGCUCGGACGGGGAGUGGAAAGACUGGUGCGUUCAUGAUACCGGUCGUGCAGAAGAUACUGCACUUAAUUGAGGCAUCGUGCGAUAGCUCUUUGACUGGGCCGUUUGCUCUUUUUAUCGCACCAACCCGUGAGCUUGCCACUCAGGUAAUCAGUCAUUUAAUUAUUUAUUAUUUGAUUAUCGAUCAUUUCGAUUUAAACGUAUUUAUGGUUUCAGUUGAUUGCAUUUAG
Molecule: messenger RNA, 534 nt
Organism: Anisakis simplex (herring worm)
Lineage: Eukaryota; Metazoa; Nematoda; Chromadorea; Rhabditida; Anisakidae
Source: the annotation of a GenBank genome assembly